GACAUUUAUCACACCAGUUUCUCAUACCAUUUUUCCUGAUUUUUCCCUUCCAGGCUCCCACAGUAAAUAGAUCUUACUAUUUACACAAAUAAUAAUAACUUAAGAAAUAAAAAGUUCAAAAAAUCAUCAAAACCCCAAAAAAGUAUGGAGAUAAGUGUUUACGAUAUCCACCAUGUCGUCGCGAAGUUUUUGAACCUUCGGGAGCAUGUAUAUAUCGUCUCUGAUUGGCUAGUGUUCUUUUGUAGCUUCUUGUGUUGCCAAUGUGGUAAUUAUAUGGGUGAAGGUAUGCCCACUGAUAGGCUAAGCGAGGCGUCGAGCUUCGCGUACAAGAAAACUCUACGAAAAUUGGAAAUAGAUACUGCAAGGUCGUGUGAGGAACUGUUCCAGACUACAUCCUUGAAGAUAAACUUUGACCAGCCUGUAGAACCAUGCAACACGAGUGAUGACAUACCGUGCUCUAAACUAUGUACUGUCGAAGAACGAAGGGAACUGGAUGGGAAGAUUUCUCCGGACAACAGUGGCGAACCAAUAGUUACAAAGUUAACCGACAGUCCCAACACGGAUAAAUACAUUACUCCGGUAGCCAGCAGCAGUAGAACAGACGAUUAUCCAAUAGUACACAGCCAUAGAAGAUUAUCAGACCAACAUAAAGAGGUCGCAGAAGUUACCAAUUAA
Molecule: messenger RNA, 675 nt
Organism: Cydia amplana
Lineage: Eukaryota; Metazoa; Arthropoda; Insecta; Lepidoptera; Tortricidae
Exons: 4
Coding region: 145-675 (176 amino acids)
Source: RefSeq, a predicted model, not a curated record